GAACUGCGAUACCCAACGUUCCCGGAGCAAAUUCUCCGGCAUUUCUACUCCUCUGCGAACGAGCUUGCUGUGUAGCCAGUUGGAGCAAUGGCGAGGAAAGGCUUCUGGCGUGUCUUGCCGCGUAAGUACUUCAGCCACCGCCGUCGUAUCGAUGAUUCUUCGUCUUCCUCGUCAGAGGAAGCGUCGAAACUGGAGGAGACGGUGGCGCGAGCGGAGGUGGUCGUGGUCAAAUGGGAUCCGGACUCUUCCGCCUAUGCCAAUGUCACCUCCCUCUUCCACGAGGACCGCCUCGAGGCGCGACGCUUUUUGGCACGAGUCUGCGACUUGCAGCGAGGCAUGCUUGAUUUCGUCGCGGCAGCCGCGGAGCCCUCCCGCCUCUCCCACCCCUGCCUCGCCCGUGCGCAGACCCUGAUGCAAGCCGCGAUGCGCCGGCUCGAGAAGGAAUUCUACCAGAUUCUUGCCGCCAACAGCGACCUCCUGGAUCCGGAAUCCCGAUCCGUCCGCUCUUCCCGUACCAGCGUCUCCGACGACCACGGGUCCGACCUCUGGGAUGAAAGUGCCUCGCCUGAUCAGACCGACGGUCUCGUGGCCAGGGAGUCCAUCGCCGAGAUCGAACGCGCCGCUGCCGUCGACGUCAUGACCGACCUCCGGGCCAUCGCAGAUACCAUGGUAUUUGCAGGGUACGGCUUCGAGUGCGUGAGAAUCUACCGGACCCUCCGCAAGUCCGUCGUGGACGAGGAGCUUUAUCAGCUCGGUUUCGACAGGUCUCUCAGCUCGCCCCAAAUCAAAAAGAUGGACUGGGCUGUGCUCGAACUAAAAAUCCGAUCAUGGCUCGGCGCUUGCCGUGUCGCGGUGCGUACUCUGUUUCAUCGCGAGCGUGUUCUCAUCGACCACGUCUUCUCCAACUCAAACAUUGCCCGAGAGGCCGUCUUCUUCAGCGUCGCCGGCGAUGCCGCCCUUCAGUUCUUUGCAUUUCCGGAGUGGGUGGCCAAAUCAAAAUGGUCGCCUGAGAAAUUCUUCCGGCUUCUGGACAUGCACGACGCCAUUGGUGAAGUUUGGCCGGAGGUCGAACUCGUCUUCUCCUUUGAGUCCACCUCUUCUGUGCGAACACAGGCCCUCGCUUCGUUCGCUAAGCUCACCGAGGCGGCGCGCUGUACCUUCGCCGAUUUUGAGUCAACGAUACAAAGAGAGCCCUUGCGGUCGCCCAUUCCCACCGGCGGAGUUGACCCGUGGACGCGCCACGUCAUGAGCUACGUCACACGGCUGUCCGACUACCAUCUCUCCAUCAUGGAGAUCUUUGCCGAAUGGCAGCCAUCGCCCCCGCAGUCCGCUGCCUCCGACACGUCAUCAUCGGUAUCCGUCUCCGACACGGGAUUCGCCGCACGGCUUGACAAGCUGUUGGAGCCGCUUCUCAGUCAUCUCGAGCGGAAGGCUAAUUUAUACCGUGACGCUGCCCUUUCGAAUCUAUUCCUGGCGAACAACCUCCACUACGCAGUGAAUAGAUUGCGAUCUUGCGGGCUACUGGGGGAGCAGCGGGCAGAGCAACACGCGGCGAAGGUCCGGCAGUACUUGGCAGGAUACGAGCGGAUGACGUAGGGCCGCGUCGCAGCAACAGUGCCCGUGAAUUAGUUGGAUUCACCAUUCAUUCCACCUAAGAUCGUCUCCAUGUAUAUUGAAUUGGUAUUCGAUCCCGAUCAUCAAAUUCAAACCUAUUGUUUAUCCA
Messenger RNA from Zingiber officinale, 1723 nucleotides. Its product is annotated as exocyst complex component EXO70H1-like. Gene Ontology annotation, cellular component: exocyst. NCBI's taxonomy places the organism in Eukaryota, Viridiplantae, Streptophyta, Magnoliopsida, Zingiberales, Zingiberaceae. The transcript has a single exon. Gene Ontology annotation, molecular function: phosphatidylinositol-4,5-bisphosphate binding. Bases 88 to 1596 code for a protein of 502 amino acids. Gene Ontology annotation, biological process: exocytosis. The record is from RefSeq and is a predicted model, not a curated record.